AUGUCCGCCCCGUCGAAAUCGCGCUGGGCCGCCGAAGACCCCGAGGAAGACGCCAUCCUCGCACAACGAAAACGCGAAAAGGAAGAGAAGAAACGCGCCAAGGCAGAGAAACAGCGCCAGCUGGAGGAGCAAGCACGGCUCCAGACCGCACAAGCCUCGCUGCAACAGCAAGCAGACGCGCUCAAUGGCGACUCGGAAGCUCCGCCCAAGAAGCGUCGCCGGCUGUCGAACGAGCAGCCCCAGGUCUCCGCAGCGUCGGGGUCUGCAGCCAAGGCGCCAGCCGAGCAGACCCGGUCGACACUCCUGCGGUUUCCGGGUCCGGAAUGGGGACCCUGUCGGCUUGUGGAUAACUUUGAGCGGCUGAAUCACAUCGAGGAGGGUUCGUAUGGGUGGGUGAGUAGGGCGAGGGAUAUCACGACCGGGGAGGUGGUGGCUCUGAAGAAGCUCAAGAUGGAGAAUUCGCCGGAUGGGUUCCCGGUAACGGGAUUACGGGAGAUCCAGACGCUGUUGGAAGCUCGCCAUACGAAUAUUGUAUAUCUCCGCGAGGUCGUCAUGGGGACUAAAAUGGAUGAUGUAUUUCUCGUCAUGGAUUUCCUCGAACAUGAUCUGAAAACCUUACUCGACGACAUGCGCGAACCGUUCCUCCCUUCGGAAACCAAGACCCUCAUGCUUCAAAUCCUUUCCGGCCUCGAGUUCCUCCACUCCCAUUGGAUCAUGCACCGUGAUCUGAAGACCUCAAACCUCCUGAUGAACAACCGAGGCGAGAUCAAAAUUGCCGACUUCGGCAUGGCACGGUACUACGGCGAUCCACCGCCGAAGCUGACCCAGCUGGUCGUAACGCUCUGGUACCGUUCCCCGGAGCUCCUGCUGGGCGCCGAAAAGUACGGCCCGGAAAUCGACAUGUGGAGUAUUGGGUGCAUCUUUGGCGAAUUGCUCACCAAAGAACCCUUGCUACAGGGUAAAAAUGAAGUCGAUCAAGUAUCAAAGCAAACGUGGCCUGGUUUCCGCUCCCUUCCUAAUGCCAAAUCGCUUCGCCUUCCACCUACAUCCUCAUCGGCGCCGACUGAAAACCCUCCCUUACUUCCCCGCUCAAAGUUCCCCUUUCUCACCAAUGCCGGUCUGCGGCUUCUGUCCUCUUUACUGGCAUUGAAUCCAAGUGCGCGCCCUACUGCUCAGGAGUGUCUCUCACAUAAAUAUUUCCGGGAGGACCCUCGACCAAAGCCAAAGGAGAUGUUUCCAACCUUCCCAUCCAAGGCAGGGAUGGAGAGGCGAAGGCGUCGUGAGACUCCAGAGGCGCCGAAGCGCGGUCAGGAAGCUCCCGCCUUGGACUUUGCCAGUGUAUUCGGUGGUCAAUCCAGUGGCGAUACCGGGGAAACAGGCGCCGGCUUUACCUUACGUCUGGGUUAG
This is a messenger RNA of Aspergillus novofumigatus IBT 16806, 1407 nucleotides long. RefSeq names its product kinase-like protein. The transcript has 3 exons. The record is from RefSeq and is a predicted model, not a curated record. Gene Ontology annotation, biological process: regulation of mitotic cell cycle; protein phosphorylation. Gene Ontology annotation, cellular component: nucleus. Gene Ontology annotation, molecular function: cyclin-dependent protein serine/threonine kinase activity; ATP binding. The coding region runs from base 1 to 1407 and encodes 468 amino acids. NCBI's taxonomy places the organism in Eukaryota, Fungi, Ascomycota, Eurotiomycetes, Eurotiales, Aspergillaceae.